Coffea arabica (coffee) is the source of this 807-nucleotide messenger RNA. NCBI's taxonomy places the organism in Eukaryota, Viridiplantae, Streptophyta, Magnoliopsida, Gentianales, Rubiaceae. The record is from RefSeq and is a predicted model, not a curated record.
UUCGUUGACUUCUAAAAAUCCUAUACCUUUUAGUGAAGAACCUAACCCGAAUCAAUCACAACAGCAGCGGUCAAAGAGAUUUUCCAACCGACUUAGGCACGAUGAAGUUGCAGUUGAUACUAGCCUUUCAAGCUGGUUAAUGGAAUCUGAUAAGACUCCGCCUGAUGGGAAUAGUCCAGGUUCUGUUGGGAACUCAGCCCCAAAGAAAACCGAGUCUCCAACAAGCUUUGAGGAUAGGCCAAUUUUGGGAGUAUUGACAGUAGAAGACUUGAAACAGAUGUCUAAAUCUGCGACUCCAUCUCCUAGACGAUCACCAAGGCACAGUCCAGAUGAGAUGCCUAUAAUAGGUACAGUAGGGAGUUACUGGAGGCACACAAGAGAAGCCAGAGCUGCUGACACUCGUUCACCUGGCAAAGGAACGUCAGUCACAUCCUGCACGACAUCAAGAGAGUGCAGAAAGGGCGGAAUGAACGGCCACCAUACACCAUUUCAGGCCAGGUUAGAGAGAACGCUGGACGGUGCUACGGUCCAAGUUUAGCAUAUCUACUAACCGGAGUCUAACCAGUUCUGUUCGUUCUAUUUGCUGCAAUUUCGAAGUGUGAAGUCCAAUGUUACGGUGAGAGUGUCAAAUUCUUCAAUUAAGAAGAGGAUGAGAGUCGCUUGGAUUAGAUGCUUCAAAUAUCAUGUUUUGCAGUUUUGCAAUGAGCGACCAACCAGAUCAUAUCAUAAUUAUCAGCGCAACAUCAAGCUGUAUCUAUCAAAAUACUUUGAAUGGCCAUUUUUCCACCGAAAAUUUAAAUUUUCCAU